AGAAAACUAUAUAAUUCCCUAGUUUCUUUCACCGGAAUCAUUUUCAGAUUGGAUUCAUUCUGAUACAACUUUGCGGCAAAAAAGGAUGAUAAGGUAGAGAAAACAUGGAAGAAGAAGAUGAUGAAGUUAUGGUGAAAGAGGGGAUAAUGGCCUCUCAAAGAGAAAUCUUUAGCAUUUCUGGUCCUAUCCAUUUAACUUCCAUUGAUUGGAAUAAUUCUUACCAUAGAACCUCGGUGGCAUCAUGUUUGGUACAAGCAGUGUACACAUUGGAACGAGACAGACAACAAAACAGGAUUGGUCUAAAGUCACAAGCCAAUCAUUGGUGGGAGUUUUUCAACUUCACUUUAGCCGAAACCCUAGUCGACGACUCAGACGGAUCCAUAUACGGCGCCGUUUUCGAAUACAAACAUUUCUUCUCCUACAAUUACCAUAAUACCCCUCACUUGAAACCCCCUCCUCGUCACGUGAUCGCUUUCCGUGGCACGAUCUUGAAACGGCACUCUCGGUCACGUGACCUUAGGCUAGACCUACGUUGCAUCCGAGACAGUCUCCACGACAGCACUAGGUUCGUGCAUGCGGUUCAGGUGAUUCAAAGUGCGGUGGCUAAAACUGGUAAUACAGCUGUGUGGCUUGCCGGACAUUCUCUUGGUGCUGCCGUGGCUUUGCUUGCCGGGAAGAUUAUGACGAGGUCUGGUUUUCCUCUUGAGAGUUAUCUAUUCAAUCCUCCUUUCUCGUCGAUUCCGAUAGAGAAGAUACUGAAGAGUGAGAAGCUUAAACAUGGAGUUCGAUUCGCCGGAAGUCUUGUUAAAGCAGGAGUAGCCAUCGCCGUCAAGGGUCGCCACCAUAAUAAGGGUCAAGAAGACGAUUCGUUUAUGAAGUUAGCAUCAUGGAUACCAUAUUUGUAUGUGAAUCCGUUAGAUACAAUAUGCUCAGAAUACAUUGGUUACUUCAAGCACAGAAACAAAAUGUUUGAGAUUGGAGCCGGUAAAAUUGAAAGAAUUGCUACAAGGAACUCACUUAGGAGUCUGUUGUCAGGAGGAGGAGGAGGAGGUUCGUCUUCAGAUUCUUGUUCGGAGCCUCUUCAUCUUUUACCAUCGGCGUAUAUGACGAUAAACACUAGCAAAUCGCCGAAUUUUAAGAGAGCUCAUGGGAUUCAUCAAUGGUGGGAUCCCAUGUUUAAUGCUGAAUAUGUUUUGCAUCAGUUUAAUCACUGACCUCUUCUACUUUCGUUGCUUCAAAUGCUUUGAAACCUUUUUAAUUUCUUCUAUUUUGUUUAUAACUGUAAUUUGUGAAUGAUCAAAUUUGCGCAGUGGUUUUGAUGAAAAAUAUAAGUGAUAUAGGGUC
Molecule: messenger RNA, 1344 nt
Organism: Arabidopsis arenosa
Lineage: Eukaryota; Viridiplantae; Streptophyta; Magnoliopsida; Brassicales; Brassicaceae
Source: the annotation of a GenBank genome assembly